Durusdinium trenchii is the source of this 708-nucleotide messenger RNA. The record is from the annotation of a GenBank genome assembly. NCBI's taxonomy places the organism in Eukaryota, Dinophyceae, Suessiales, Symbiodiniaceae.
AUGGGCAAGUCGAAGGUGGGGAAAGUCCUGGCGCUGGGUCUUGAGUUGGAUCCAAAGAAAGUCCUAAAGAUGGAGCCAGAUGAGCGCGCCAGCUGGUUCAGCGAUGUUUGCCGCUUUGCUUCUGAUGGCAUUGUGCAAGUCAGCCAGCUGUACAAUGUGCUCUCCAGUGAGAAAUUUGGCGAUGGGCUUUCUGAGAAAGCUGCGAAACGAAUGAAUCGAACUAUGUUAAAGCAUUUGCACCUCUUUUCAGAGAAGCAGCAGCGAUACCUCAAGCAGUUGGGGCUUGUAAUGGAUGAGACCGAAACAUCCAAGGAUGUGGCGGACUACAAAUCUGCCAGGAGAAAGGGCAGCGAUGAAGAUGCUGCGGCCCGAAUGGAGGAGAUGAUGGCACGAUGCCGUAAUUUCGUCCGAGAGAAGGCUGACACCUUUGAGGAAAGAAUGAAAGAAGCAGAGGAACGUGAACAAGAGGCAAGACGUCAAGAACGACUGCGUCAAGAGCAGGAACGUAAAGAGCGCUUGGCACGGGAGUGGGCAGCCAUCACAGAGUGGCAUGCACCCAUGGAGAGCUGGGAGGAAUUGCAGCUAUCCUUGGAGGAUUUCCGGACGCAGGAACGCGCCCAGAUGGAAGAAGAGGUCAGACGAGCCUUGAGGAAGACUAAGGGGUCCCGCUCCAGGUCUAAGCGCAAACGGUCCAGCUCACAGUCCUGA